AUGUGCAACGACUGCCGUAAACUAAUUCAGUAUCAUACAUUAAUGGCUACUGGUAUACACCAUGCACCCAACAGUGACAACCAGGACGAUGAAAGACGUUUUGCCGAUUGUGACAGUAAGUUGUUACAAGAAUCAAUUGAUAUACAAGGUUUAUUUCAUCUAGAAAAAACACUAAAGAUCGGGACGGUUAUUUUAAUGGGUGGUCCAUGGUCUAUUGACAAUAUUUCAUGGAACAGUAGUAAUUGUAAUUUAAAAACUAGGCCACCUGCUGUUUGUCAAAAACCAUAUUCGAUAGAUGAUGAUAAACGCACAUGUUUCGGAAAUAAUAUGGCUCAAAUAACAAACUAUAGUCAACAAGUUUUACAAAGAAACAAUAUUAAACUUUUAUUACCAGAUGUCAAAAUGAAUUUGUUACCCUAUCCAAAAUCAUUUAAUGUAACGGUGAUUGAUGUAAAGCCGGUGUCCCAGUGUGACGGCCAUAAUCCAGUAGCAUGUCACGUGCUAAUGGAUAAAAAUGAUUGUACAUUUAUAUUUUGUCAUUUAGUAAGUGAUACACAUUUACUUCAAAUUACAGUUAAAUAUGAAAGUCCAGCAGCUGUUGAACCAUUGUUUUUGGUUAAUAUGACUAUGUUGUGUCAUUCGGAGCUUCAUAAAUACUAUAAACAAAAUAAUCCGUUGCUUAAACAGAUGUUAUUAAGUACAAAAGUUGGGGAUGUCAUGUGCCAUUUUGUUAGCGCUGUGAGCAGCUUUUUUAUAUGUAAAAACUGA
Molecule: messenger RNA, 768 nt
Organism: Didymodactylos carnosus
Lineage: Eukaryota; Metazoa; Rotifera; Eurotatoria; Philodinida; Philodinidae
Source: the annotation of a GenBank genome assembly